ACAAUGCUCACAUCCUCAACACACAUGCAAUCACUCAUCACACGCUCCGUCUUUAGGUUGAAACGUGAUCUGCUCUCGUAGUUCAGGUGGAAACAAAAUAAUCACACGGUCGUAGGGAACUGUCUGCUUUCCUGGCCAUCUUGCGCUCACCAUGAGCUGGACUUUGUGCUUGAUGGCUCUUGGACUAUUUGGUUCUGCUGCAGCAGCUCAAGACUGUGGCUCGUGCUACCAGAUCAACAUGGGGAUCAUAAUUGGCAUCGUUACAUGUGACCUGAUUGUCACCCUUAUUAUUGCUAUCUCUGUCUACUGUUUUGCAACACGGCAAAGGAGGAAGAGCAGAUUACACACACGUACUAACUCUUGUGAGCCAGGUAAAGCAAAACUUCGCCAGUCAUCAAGCAGGCCAAAGGAGGUUGAAAUUACAGAGUCACCCUAUCAGGAACUGUAUGGGGUGCAGUCAGAUAUUUACAAUGAUCUCCGCCAGUAUCGUAAAUAAGGGAACUGCAGGUUGGGUCCCAAGACAACGACUCCCUGACUGUAGGAUGCAAGUCGUUCAGCUGAAAUGGAGUUUGGUCAUCUUAAGUCAAUUAAAUUGAUUGUUCCUGUAAUUUGUGUAUCUUGACCAAUGCUGGGGUAGUUACUCCAAAAAGUAAUUAAUUACUUGCAAACACAUCAUUUUCCAUGAACAAUCUUUAAAGUUGAGUCUUCAGAUCACAAUACACAUUUCCACUGCACAUCAGUCCAUUUCAAAUGGGUUCCAGCCCAGAGAAGUCAGUAGCGUUUCCCAGCGUUGUUGGCAUAUCACUUCUGCUGUGCAUAGUACAGUCUUAACUUUCAUUUGUGGAUGUAGCAACAAACAGUGUUUAUUAACCAAGGUUUGUCAAAGUAUUCCUGAACACGUGUGCUGAUAUCUAACACAGAAGCAUGUUGGGUUUUAGUGCAGUGCUGUUUGAGGGAUCGAAGGUCGCAGGCAUUCAGUUGUGGUUUUUGGCCUUUUCCUUUACACACAUAGAUUUUUCCAGAUUCUCUGAAUCUUUCGAUGAUCUUGUGCACUGCAGACUUACAAAUCACAUAUGCUAUCCCGAUUAAUUUAAUAAUUCACCAGGUUCUCUGUAACCGAGCUUCAAAUAUUUAUAGAUAACAUAAAUAAAUCCAAAUAUAUAUAUAUUUGGAUGUAUUUAUAUUUAUAUGGCAUGAGUAUCAGAACAGUAUUGUGCAUCAUGUAAUAUUCAGUGAUUGUAGACAAGUUAAAGGCAUAGAUAAUCAUAAAAAUUGUUGUAAGGCACAUUAUGCGGAAAAUCUACAAGCAUUCAUUUUCUCUUUAAAUUCUUUUCUCGACAUCAACAUCCUUUUUUAUGGUUUGUAUGUGCCUGCUCUGGAAAAUUUCCAGACAUGUGUCAGUGUGUCAUAGUUGACUCAUUGUGGUCAUUUGUUCUCGUGUAUUAUGAUAGACAAAGAUGGAAAUACUAAAUCUACAGAACAGUUUAAAGCUUUUUUUGGAACCAGACCAGCGAUUCUCAUUCUAUUCCUCAUUCCCACCAGAAAGUCCACUGUUUCAUUCUAGUCCAGCUCCCAACACAUCUGCACAGACCUUGUUUAACUAAUCUUACAAGGCAGAUUGAUGGCUAGUGCCAUGUUGCUCAAUAUUUUGCUCAAUGUGUCCAAGAACUGCCUACAUUGACAGGAAAAAGUUAUUUGAACUAGAAGGGGAAAGUAUGUGAAUGUGAAACUUUAAGUUGGCUUGACAAAGCUAUUGUUGUGAAAUCCCUGGUGGUUGCUAAAGUGUUGCAUGGCUGUUGUUAUCCCAGGUGGUUGCUAAAGUGUUGCUUCACCAUUGCUAUGGUACCCCAGGUGGCUGCUUAAGAUGUUGAUGGCUGUUGCUAUGUUAUUCUUGGUGGUUGCUAGGCCCGAUUGCUACAGUAUCCCAGGUGGUUGCUAAAGUGUUGUUAGACCAUUGCUGUGCUGUCCUAUGUGGUAUCCUACAUGGAUGCCAAAGCUUUGCUAGGUUAUUGUCAUAAUUAUUGCUGAUUGCUUACUGGUGGAAUUACCAUUAACUUGGUACAUUGUUUGCUAGCUUGGUCAACUUUGUUCAUGUGAUAUUUGAAAACAUGCUCGCUGGUGUUAAGUCGACUCAUAAAUUCGGGUAACAUGGAAUUUGCCCGAGUUGAACAAUCGUAUUUAUUACUUAGUCAGUCAUUUCAGUGCAACUUACUUGUUGUAAACUCAUAAAUUCCCAGGUUUACUACACUUGGCAUGCAGUAUAAACCUGGUGGUUAGUGUACCUCUGUGAGAGGAGCAUCUGAAGCUGUCGCUCGUCGUGUUGGCCCUGAGCAGAAACAGAACUCUCUGGGUUCUCUGAGAACUGGGUUGAGAAACUAGUCUGUAGAUUCACCUCCUGAAUGGGGAAACUGAGAUUUUGUUUAACAUUUUCCUUUUACUUCUUUAUUUCUUGUACAGACUACACUCAAUAAAAGCAUUUGUUAAAAAGA
Messenger RNA from Pygocentrus nattereri (red-bellied piranha), 2489 nucleotides. Its product is annotated as transmembrane immune signaling adaptor TYROBP. The transcript is spliced from 5 exons. Gene Ontology annotation, molecular function: signaling receptor binding. Gene Ontology annotation, cellular component: cell surface. Gene Ontology annotation, biological process: neutrophil activation involved in immune response; negative regulation of B cell proliferation; positive regulation of natural killer cell activation. Lineage: Eukaryota; Metazoa; Chordata; Actinopteri; Characiformes; Serrasalmidae. The record is from RefSeq and is a predicted model, not a curated record. Bases 152 to 496 code for a protein of 114 amino acids.